GUAGUGGACAUGUCAAAAACUAAGAAGCUCCAUGGUCCCACAAUUCUUUGAGAUGUUUAAAGCUUAGUUGAGGAGUUGGGGAAGGAGUGGUCUUAGCUAAAGUAAUUAUACUGGCUCCACAAAACACACAUUAUUACCAGUUCAUAGUUAUAGUCCCUCCAAAAACUAGCAGUACAAGGCAGCAUAAGCUAAAAUCCAUGAACGGAACCGAGUGGAAUGGGAUUGGUAAGGCUUGAUUUGGGAGCUGUGCCUUCACACACUGGAACUCUUCUGAGUGGGUGGGAAAAAGAUACCACUUCUCUUUCUUUUUGCAUAUUCUAGGUUGAGAUAAACAGGGAAUGAAAAUAAUCUGUCUGCCACCCCUACUUUCUGUACUGAAUCUGAAGAAAGCGUUAUUGACUUGUCAACAAAUAAAAAGAGUAGAAUAAAAGAGAAGUGGCAGAAAUAGUCAAAAAUUUUCUCUUUGGAUAUUGAAAGGAGGCCUCCAGGGGGCAGCACGAAGACAGAGAAAUAAACCAAGAUCAUUUAGUCCUCCUUGGUCUGGGGCUCCCCACAGUUUCCCACCAUCACUCCUCCCAUUCCUUCCAACUUUAUUUUUAGCUACCAGUGGGAGGGGGUAGGAUAGGAGGGAAAGUAAAGAAAACAGAAAAGAAGAGAGACAGAGGCACAGAGGACUUCUGACACAGGACAGAACAACCAGGCAUGGAGCUCCCCUUCUUCCCUCACCUGUUCUUGCCCCUGAUGUUCCUGACAGGUCUCUGCUCCCCCUUUAAUCUGGAUGUGAAUCACCCACGCCUAUUCUCAGGGCCACCAGAGGCUGAAUUUGGAUACAGAGUCUUACAGCACAUUGGGGGUGGACAGAGAUGGAUGCUGGUGGGCGCCCCUUGGGAUGGGCCUUCAGGCGACCGGAGGGGGGACGUUUAUCGCUGCCCUAUAGGGGGGCCUCACAAUGCCCCAUGUGCCAAGGGCCACUUGGGUGAUUAUCAAUUGGGAAAUUCUUCUCAUCCUGCUGUGAAUAUGCACCUGGGCAUGUCCCUAUUAGAGACAGAUGAUGAUGGGGGAUUCAUGGCCUGUGCCCCUCUCUGGUCUCGUGCUUGUGGCAGCUCUGUCUUCAGUUCUGGAAUAUGUGCUCGUGUGGAUGCUUCAUUCCAGCCCCAGGGAAGCCUGGCACCCACUGCCCAACGCUGCCCCACAUACAUGGAUGUUGUCAUCGUCUUGGAUGGCUCCAACAGCAUUUACCCUUGGUCUGAAGUUCAGACUUUCCUGCGAAGGCUGGUAGGAAGAUUGUUUAUUGAUCCAGAGCAGAUACAGGUGGGACUGGUACAGUAUGGAGAAAGUCCUGUACAUGAGUGGUCCCUGGGAGAUUUCCGAACCAAGGAAGAAGUGGUGAAAGCAGCCAGGAACCUCAGUCGGCGGGAAGGACGAGAAACAAAGACUGCCCAAGCAAUAAUGGUGGCCUGCACAGAAGGGUUCAGUCAAUCCCGAGGAGGCCGAUCAGAGGCUGCCAGGCUACUGGUGGUUGUCACUGAUGGAGAAUCACAUGAUGGAGAGGAGCUUCCAGCAGCACUAAAGGCCUGCGAGGCUGGAGGAGUGACACGCUAUGGGAUUGCAGUCCUUGGUCACUAUCUUCGGCGUCAGCGAGACCCCAGCUCUUUCCUGCGGGAAAUUCGAGCUAUUGCCAGUGAUCCAGAUGAGCGAUUCUUCUUCAAUGUCACUGAUGAGGCUGCACUGACUGACAUUGUAGAUGCACUAGGAGACCGAAUUUUUGGCCUUGAGGGGUCUCAUGGAGAAAAUGAAAGCUCCUUUGGGCUGGAAAUGUCUCAGAUUGGUUUCUCCACCCAUCGAUUAAAGGAUGGGAUCCUCUUUGGGAUGGUGGGGGCCUAUGACUGGGGAGGCUCAGUGCUAUGGCUUGAAGAAGGUCACCGCCUUUUCCCCCCACGAACAGCCCUGGAAGAUGAGUUUCCCCCUGCCCUGCAGAACCAUGCAGCCUACCUGGGUUACUCUGUUUCCUCCAUGCUUUUGCGGGGUGGACGCCGCCUCUUUCUCUCAGGGGCUCCUAGGUUUAGACAUCGAGGAAAAGUCAUCGCCUUCCAACUUAAGAAAGAUGGGGCCGUGAGGGUCGCCCAGAGCCUCCAGGGGGAGCAGAUCGGCUCAUACUUUGGCAGUGAGCUCUGCCCAUUGGAUACAGAUAGGGAUGGGACAACUGAUAUUUUACUUGUGGCUGCCCCCAUGUUCCUGGGACCCCAGAACAAGGAGACAGGACGUGUUUAUGUGUAUUUUGUGGGCCAGCAGUCUUUGCUAACACUCCAAGGAAUACUUCAGCCAGAACCUCCUCAGGAUGCUCGGUUUGGCUUUGCCAUGGGUGCUCUUCCUGAUCUGAACCAAGAUGGAUUUGCUGAUGUGGCUGUGGGGGCACCCCUGGAGGAUGGGCACCAGGGAGCUCUGUACCUAUAUCAUGGAACCCAGAGUGGAGUCAGGCCCCAUCCUGCCCAGCGGAUUUCUGCUGCCACCAUGCCACAGGCCCUCAGCUAUUUUGGCCGAAGUGUGGAUGGACGGCUUGAUCUGGAUGGAGACGAUCUGGUAGAUGUGGCUGUGGGUGCUCAGGGGGCAGCCAUCCUGCUCAGCUCCCGGCCCAUUGUCUACCUGGCCCCAUCACUGGAGGUGACCCCACCUGCCAUCAGUGUGGUCCAGAGGGACUGUAGGCGGCGAGGCCAGGAAGCAACAUGCUUGACUGCAGCCCUUUGCUUCCAAGUGACUUCCCGUACACCUGGACGCUGGGAUCACCAAUUCUAUAUGUGGUUCACAGCAUCACUAGAUGAGUGGAUGGUUGGGGCACGUGCAGCAUUUGAUGGCUCUGGUCAGAGGAUACCCCCACGGCAGCUCCACCUCAGUGUGGGGAACAUCACUUGUGAGCAGCUGCACUUUCACGUGUUGGAUACAUCAGAUUAUCUCCGGCCAGUGGCCUUAACUGUGACAUUUGCCUUGGACAACACCACAAAGCCAGGGCCUGUGCUGGAUGAAGGUUCACCCACCUCUAUACGAAAAUUGGUCCCCUUCUCGAAAGAUUGUGGCCCUGACAAUGAAUGUGUCACAGACUUGGUGCUUCAAGCUAAUAUGGACAUAAGAGGUUCCAGGUUGAUAGACACAAACCGGGCAAACCAGGGUGAUCUGAGACAGACCAGAAGGAACUUGAAGGGAGUUGGGGGUUUGUUUCUUAUAAGGUUAACAGAAGUGAGAUUUUUAGUACUCCUUCAACUCUUGGUCUCUCCCUUAUCUACCACUCCCAGGAAGGCCCCAUUCGUGGUUCGAGGUGGCCGGAGGAAAGUGCUGGUAUCAGCAACUUUGGAGAACAGGAAGGAAAAUGCCUACAACACUAGCCUGAGUGUCAGCUUCUCUAGAAAUCUCCACCUGGCCAGUUUCACUCCUCAGAGGGACAGCUCAGUAAAGGUGGAAUGUGCAGUCCCUUCCCCUAAUGCCCGGCUCUGCAGUGUGGGGCAUCCUGUCUUCCAGACUGGAGCCAAGGUGACCUUUCUGCUUGAGUUUGAGUUUAGCUGCUCCUCACUCCUGAGCCAGGUCUUGGUGAGGCUGACUGCCAAUAGCAGUAGCCUGGAGAGAAAUGGGACCCUUCAAGAUAACACAGCCCAGAUCUCUGCCUACAUCCAAUAUGAGCCUCACCUCCUGUUCUCUAGUGAGUCCACCCUGCACCGCUAUGAAGUUCACCCCUACAGGACCCUCCCAGUGGGUCCUGGCCCUGAAUUCAAAACUACUCUUAGGGUUCAGAACCUCGGCUGUUAUGUGGUCAGUGGCCUCAUCAUCUCAGCUCUUCUUCCAGCUGUAGCCCAGGGAGGCAAUUACUUCCUGUCACUAUCUCAAGUCAUUACUAACAAUGCAAGCUGCACAGUGCAGAACCUGACGGAGCCCCCUGGGCCCCCUGUGCAUCCAGAGGAGCUUCGGCACACAAAUAGACUGAAUGGCAGCAAUACGUGGUGUCAGGUUGUGAGGUGCCAUCUUGGGCAGCUGGCAAAGGGGACUGAGGUUUCUGUUGGACUACUGAGACUGGUUCACAAUGAAUUUUUCCGGAGGGCCAAGUUCAAGUCUGUGAUAGUGGUCAGUACCUUUGAGCUGGAAACUGAGGAAGGCAGUGUCCUACAGCUAACUGAAGCCUCCCGUUGGAGUGAGAGCCUCCUGGAGGUGAUUCAGACCCAUCCUGUCCUCAUCUCCCUGUGGAUCCUCAUCGGCAGUGCCCUGGGAGGGCUGCUCCUGCUUGCUCUCCUCGUCUUCUGUCUGUGGAAGCUUGACUUCUUUGCCCGUAAGAAAAUCCCUGAGGAAGAAAAAAGAGGAGAGAAGCUGGAGCAAUGAAUGUAAAAUAAGCCUUUAGAAAGUCCUCCCUGGCAGCUUCUUCAAGAGACUUUCAUCAAAGGAGAGGUUUGGAGGCUCAGAGAAGACAAGAAGAUGCCUCUGGACUAUCUCCCCAGACCUGUAGCUUGACUUGACUUUUGAGUCCUGGGAAUGUUGCUGGCAAGAGAUGAGGCUUUACCUCAGACAAAAAAGCCUGGCACAAAAACUUGAAACACUCCCACCCUGUGCUUCCCUCUUUCUCAUGAUCCUGGGGUCUUUGUUCCUCCCACCCACCACCACCAGAAACAAAAGAAUUUCUGCAUUGGGCCCUUUCUCCUUUCAGAUUCCCUCUUUGUCCUGGAAAGGAUAAGUGUUAACCUCCUCCAUUCCCCCACUCUCUCACCUUCCUGCCUGCUCCCCACUCCACAGGAGGGAGCUGACGUUGGCUUGCAAGAUGUAAAGUCAACAUCUGCCGCUUUCCUGUGGAGUCUAGUGAUUCAUAGAGCCGGAUGGGGAGAGUCAACAGGAAAAAAGGAGGGAGGAGGAAAAGCCACAAGAGACACUCUGUACAAUUCCAAGGAACAGAGAAGCCUUUAGACAGGCAACUGCCAUCCCCCUGAAACCUGAGACUUCGUGGUGCAUUCGCCCGCCCUCAGGUGCUAGGGAAACAGAGCUGCCCCCAGGCUUGCUGGGCAUGGGCUUCCCAACCCUUAGCAUUCCCUGGGAGCAAAGCCAGGGACUGGUGCCUGAUUUUCUGGAGCCAGGGGCCCCCAGGUGGCUAAAACUAGAAUAGCAGAGAAGACCAGGUAGUUAAGCAGUGUUUUCUCCACUUCUCUCAGAUCUUACUUGCUCUCUUGAGCCCUCCUGGAGAGGUUUUCCUUAUAGAAAGCUGAGAGGAGACUCCUGCUUGAUGGUGGGAAACUCUUUUGCUUUUCCAUCUUUGGGAAGCAGCAGCCCCAUGGGAUCUGAACAAGGAGGGUGUGCAUUAAGAAGCCAAAAGUGGGGGGCAUGAUGUCUCUAGGGAGCAAGCCCUUUCUUGUCCAGCACUAGUUGUGUAGCAGAUAGCUCUUAGGAAAAUGUUUCUGGGGCAACCCCAGUCAUACUUUGUAGGUUUCUCUGUUGGAAUCAGUUUACCAGACCUUGUUUGAUGUUUACUGGAAAUCCCCAAGUAAAUUUCUGACCUACCCCACCCUCAUCCCAUAUUUUGGUCAUGGCCAUUAAAGGCAAUUGGAUUCUCAUAGACACAGGGAAACUAGUGUUUCUUUGUAAUCAAGACUAUGGAUACCAAAGUCAGUUACUGGUCUCAGAGUACAGCUCUUACAACCAUUGAAGAAUCAACACGUAUUUAGAGUUGAGAAGAGAGAAGACACUGAUUGGGCAGUUGACCCGCAGCUACAAAACCUGUCUGCCCAGGCUGUUCUUAAGGUCUAGAUGCAUUGUUUAUUUUGGCAUGUCUCUUGUCUUCUAUAGAGAGCAACCCUCCUGGACAUUGUCUGUUUCCUAGCAGGAUGGACAAUGUAUCACAUGGUCAGAACAAAUAAA
Molecule: messenger RNA, 5880 nt
Organism: Sciurus carolinensis (gray squirrel)
Lineage: Eukaryota; Metazoa; Chordata; Mammalia; Rodentia; Sciuridae
Gene: Itga10
Product: integrin subunit alpha 10
Exons: 29
Coding region: 703-4359 (1218 amino acids)
Biological process (GO): integrin-mediated signaling pathway; cell-cell adhesion; cell-matrix adhesion
Cellular component (GO): external side of plasma membrane; integrin complex
Molecular function (GO): integrin binding
Source: RefSeq, a predicted model, not a curated record